This is a messenger RNA of Manduca sexta (tobacco hornworm), 1180 nucleotides long. RefSeq lists its product as uncharacterized. The transcript has 6 exons. Gene Ontology annotation, cellular component: membrane; cytosol. The record is from RefSeq and is a predicted model, not a curated record. The coding region runs from base 60 to 1148 and encodes 362 amino acids. NCBI's taxonomy places the organism in Eukaryota, Metazoa, Arthropoda, Insecta, Lepidoptera, Sphingidae.
CCGCGUUUUCAUUCAUUUUCAGGCGCUACUCAAGUGUAUACUCAUAUCUAGUUAUAAAAAUGUUAGUGUGUUUCAAAAUAUGUUUAGUAAUAUUUAUAGCAGUGGAAAUUACGCAAUGUGUUAGUGAAAUUAACAAGAGAUACGUAAACGAUAUUGGUUCGGCUCAAGAUGUGCCAUUGAAAACUGAUUUGCACGGUUACCUCAAGUGUUUGAGAAGGACGAUCAAAUAUUGCAGUAAACGUAAAAAUGAUAUUGACAUUAAUUUAGCAUUUGGAUUGUUCCUUAUACAUGUUAAUUUGAAAAGUUCUUUAAAGACGAAUAUCUUACCCAUUGCACUGAAAAAGGAAUUAAAUAAUUUGUUAGAAGAUAAUGACAAAUUGUUCCAAUAUUUCAAAAAACGUAAUUUAAACACCACUGAUCCAGAUAUAAUGAAAAUCAAUAACAUUAUAACAAUGAUGAAGGAGAUAUCAUGGGUGGAUCAUUUGCAAAGAUUCAGACCAGUACGAGUAUUAACACCAUUAUUUGAACCAGGCUCCCACGUUGGUAAAAAUGAUCCAGAUUGGAAAGAUUAUUUGAAUAAAAUGCUUGAUUUUGAAAGAUGGACACCAAGCCCUGAAAUAUCUACAUUUUGUAUCGCCUCAUUAGUAGUGAAUCCAGUUAAAACUCCUGAGUUAAAAUGCGAAAUUUCUAAGAUUUGUGACCACAUGCUGAAAAAUGGAACCAAUUUUGGAUAUGCGAUUACGCAUAGGUUCUUGUUCCUCUUGCACGCGCGUUCCGGGCGGGGUUGCAGCGUGUACUCUCCAAAAAUGGACAGAAGGAUAAGGCAAGAGUUUUGCAGACGAGCUUAUGAAGAAGCGGAGUAUAUCGCCAUCCAUGACUACGACUACAUAGACUUGCUGUUGGAACAAAUAGCCCUAUGCACAUUAGACGGGCACUCCGAGUUUCUGCAUCGUUCGUGGUUGGCCCGUUUGCUCCGUCAUCAAGCACCACACGGAUGUUUUGGAGAAUACCCACAAAGGGUUCAAAAUCGACCAAAUGUAUUUAAAUUAGAACAUUCAGAUGAGGACGAUUGUAACAACCAUGUAACUGGUGUCGCGGCUGCUACUCUUGGAGCGGCUGUUAGGUUUAUCAUUGAGAUAUACUACUGAAUGUAAAUAGCUCACUGCGUGAAUGAAAUAUA